UCUUCCUUUUCGCUGCCCAUGGGCCCGUGAGGUGAUAAUAGGUCGUUUCCUCAUCCUUUCUUCAGUGGAAUGAAGGAGUGGUUUCUUUACUGGUGGCGGGAAGUAGCAGAUGACCUCGCGCUGAGCUGAGACCCGCUCUAGUGAGGAACUGGCGUCGGGAAGGUGUCGCGCGGCCCGCAGGCUCCAGCGCUCCCAGGGCCGACGUCCCCUGCGGCUUCUGUGCUGCUGAGGAGGGAAAAUAAACUCGUGAGGCUAGGGCCGCAUGCGGCGAGCCGACUUCCUCUCGAGCAGAAAUAACCUGCCCCGCCCUAGGCCCGCGGUCCUCUGCGUCCGAUAAAUGCAGCUUGAGAAAUGCCCGGCCGGUUUACUUGUUUAAUACUUGAGGGCGGCCAUGUGUUCAGUAACUGUUGAUUGGAGGAUUUACGAGACAGUCCUGUGCUAGGUUGGAGGUGGACGAGGGAAUGGGGCAUUGGCCGUGCAAACAGUAGAUGUGGUGCAAGGGUGAGUGCUGUGAUUGGUGGACUACAGAGUACAAUAGGAUCAAAGCGGGGCGCCCACCCCGAGGAUGGGGGACGGGUCUGGGAAGACUUCCCAGAGGGAGUGAUGUGUAAGACCAGAAACUUGUCUUGAUAGAGGUUGUGGCUGCCUGGGAGUAUAGAACUCAUCGCAUUGUACAUUGAAGAUUUGCCUUUCACUAGGGUCUUCACAUUUUGUGAAAUGAGCAAUUCAGAUGAUGAUGAUAUCCCCCAGCUUUCUUCCCACACCUUAGCAGCCCUCCAGGAAUUUUAUGCUGAGCAGAAGCAACACAUGGACCCAGCUGGGGAUGAUAAAUAUAACAUUGGAAUAAUAGAAGAGAACUGGCAACUGAGCCAAUUUUGGUACAGUCAAGAAACCGCAUUACGGCUUGCAGAAGAAGCGAUUGCAGCUGCUGGAAAAGGGGGCAAAAUAGCAUGUGUGAGUGCCCCCAGUGUCUACCAGAAACUGAGAGAGCUGUAUCGAGAAGACUUUUCCACAUCCGUCUUUGAGUAUGACAAAAGAUUUGCCAUCUAUGGAGAGGAAUUUGUCUUCUAUGAUUACAAUAACCCAUUGGAUUUACCUGAAAAAAUUGCUGCUCAUAGUUUUGACAUUGUAAUAGCAGAUCCUCCAUAUCUUUCUGAGGAAUGUCUCAGGAAAAUGUCAGAAACCAUCAAGUAUCUGACUAAGGGCAAGAUUCUGCUGUGCACAGGUGCUGUCAUGGAGGAAGAGGCAGUAAAACUCCUGGGAGUGAGGAUGUGCAAGUUUGUUCCCAAACAUACCCGGAAUUUGGCAAAUGAGUUUCGCUGUUAUGUGAAUUAUGAUUCUGGGCUAGACCAUGAAAACUAGCUACAGAUAGUGAUAUAAUACAGCAACGGACUUUGUGGGACAAUUCCCUCCUUUUUUUUU
This is a messenger RNA of Choloepus didactylus (southern two-toed sloth), 1422 nucleotides long. It is a transcript of the gene EEF1AKMT1, whose product is annotated as EEF1A lysine methyltransferase 1. The record is from RefSeq and is a predicted model, not a curated record. Gene Ontology annotation, biological process: methylation. The coding region runs from base 718 to 1362 and encodes 214 amino acids. Gene Ontology annotation, molecular function: nucleic acid binding; protein-lysine N-methyltransferase activity. The transcript has 5 exons. Lineage: Eukaryota; Metazoa; Chordata; Mammalia; Pilosa; Megalonychidae.